CAUGCUUUAUCAGUGUGUGACGUAGGUUUUCUAUGAUCGUGGUGCGAAGGUGACCAGAUCCUGAAGUUGCCGCGUUUUUAGGAAGAAAAAUGUCUCUUUUGAGACAUCUGGGGAAGUCUCUGCGGCCCGUGGUGGGGGCGAGGGCCACAGCGGUACCCACGGCGGGUUAUCACGAGAAUGUAAUUGACCAUUAUGAGAACCCCAGGAAUGUCGGGUCAAUGGACAAGAAUGACAAGAAAGUGGGAACAGGACUUGUGGGAGCACCAGCUUGUGGGGAUGUCAUGAAGCUACAGAUUCUGGUAGAUGAUGAUGGAAAGAUUGUUGAUGCCAAGUUCAAGACUUUUGGUUGUGGGUCUGCCAUCGCUUCCAGCUCACUGGCUACAGAGUGGGUCAAGGGCAAGUCUAUGGAUGAGGCUGCUACCAUUAAGAAUACUGAUAUUGCCAAGGAGCUGUGUCUUCCACCGGUCAAGCUGCACUGCUCAAUGCUCGCUGAAGAUGCUAUCAGAGCGGCUCUGAAUGACUACAAGCUGAAGAACAAACCAGCGGAAGAGUCGUCAGAUGCGAAGGCUGCAGCGCAGGCCUAGAAGCUAAUCGUGUGUACAAAGCUUCGAUGAGAAAAAAAAAUACCAAAAAAAGUAUAAAAACUAAAAAUACCAACAACAAAAAAAAGAAUAAAGACCACAAAAAAAUACUACGUGUAACACCCUCAGCAUUCGGAAGCGAGAGUCCUGAGUUCUAACCCCGGCAGGUGUACUGAUGGAUAUGUUGGCUUAGUGUCUGCUUUUUAACAGGCUGUUGACUUAAAAAGGGUCGCUGCAGAUGUAGCAUAACGGCAGAGUGUCAGUUUAGAGUUGUUACAGUCCCACACAGACUUGUGGAGUUGUGGUGGUGUGUUCAGCACAUCGGCAGAACAUACAGCGCCUCUGCAAAACCUGGUACGUAAAGUACAUAGAACUUCUACAGACUGCAUCAUUUAAGGUACUACGUAGUCUUCACAGAUUUAAGGUUUGCAAGUCGUGUCAGGAAAGAUAUCUUGUGCAAUGGACAAGAGUCUGAUGCAACCAAACAUCCAAUAGAAACCGUUUUGCGCAGGCGCAGUACAUUCUGCCGAUGUGCUUGUGUGUUCCAUGUUGGUUUUUGCACUAAUUUGCACAGAGCCAGUAGGGUAUAGAAAUGAUUGGUGAGACUAACAUUUUUGGCGAAGCCUGAGGGGCGAUGCCUUUCUAGCUAUGAUGGCAACAUUUUGAGUAGCGAUUUUGUGUGCAGCCUGGAUAGCAAGGGUUUAUUGUAUGAGAACUUGUCUGUAUCCCUGUAAACUGAGUAUUUACAAAAAUGGCCCCCCAAAAAAAGAAUAAAACAUGAAAACUGCACCGAGCACAAUCUAUAAGAGAUGACAUCCGCACACUGUAAGUGUAGGCAUGCAAUUUUGGUGGAAAUGGUGGCUUCUUUUUUGUUGAUGUUUUUGGUGGUCUAUAAAUGACCAGAGGUACAGUAUUUAGGAAGGUACUGUGCAGUGCAUGGCUGAGGUGUUUCUGUGUCAGGGUAAAACCAGUUGUCUAGGGUACUACUACUGUACUAACUGUGAUAAAGUUAUAUCAUUGUUCAGAAAAACAAAGAGGAAAGAUGCCAUUAGAUAUGGCAAGAAGUAUUGGCAAAUACUUGAGUGUAUCAGACUAACUAGGACUCUAUACUUGUGAUUUAAGAGUUAACCACCAUCAAGUUGAUUUGUAAUGUACCAUCACUAGUUCCUCGCAUGAAUCAGGUUACGGGAUGAAGAGGAUUAAAGCAGUUUGUGACAUAAAAUGCCUAAGAACCGAAUCAUUUUGUUAGACAGAAGGAUUGUAGGGAGAUGAAUAAAGCACCAGGGAUAUGAGUGAAAUAAAUUUGCCCAAAGAAGUGGAAACUUACCGUACAGUUAUGAGGAACAGAUAACCUGUGGCCAGUUUUUUGUCAUUUAGUCUCCGAUUUUUCCAUCACGUGUUUGAAAAAUCACUGAUGGACACUUUACUGUAUAUAUCUAGGGAACUAGUCAAGAUAUUGCAGUUAAGUUGGAGUCAACAGGAUGAAAGGUUAUAUGUUCAUGCCAAGUGCUUUGAAGCAUACUAAUAAAGUAUAGUUUGACUGGGA
This is a messenger RNA of Branchiostoma belcheri (Belcher's lancelet), 2127 nucleotides long. Its product is annotated as iron-sulfur cluster assembly scaffold protein IscU-like. The coding region runs from base 90 to 584 and encodes 164 amino acids. Gene Ontology annotation, biological process: iron-sulfur cluster assembly; intracellular iron ion homeostasis. Gene Ontology annotation, molecular function: ferrous iron binding; 2 iron, 2 sulfur cluster binding. The transcript is spliced from 5 exons. Gene Ontology annotation, cellular component: mitochondrial matrix; cytoplasm. Lineage: Eukaryota; Metazoa; Chordata; Leptocardii; Amphioxiformes; Branchiostomatidae. The record is from RefSeq and is a predicted model, not a curated record.